This is a messenger RNA of Cuscuta epithymum, 1638 nucleotides long. NCBI's taxonomy places the organism in Eukaryota, Viridiplantae, Streptophyta, Magnoliopsida, Solanales, Convolvulaceae. The record is from the annotation of a GenBank genome assembly.
CUAUGUUUCCUAUUUAUUGAAAAUGUAUAAUGCAAGGUGGAUCCAACUGGAAGACAAACUCUCGCUCUCCGUCUCUCUUUUCAAUCUUUUAUUUAUAUAAUUCAUUCGCGUGACGGAACUCUCUUAGCGAUCUAUCAAUCCUUUUUCUGGUCAGUUUUUCGAUAUCUAUCCAUCGAUCUCUUUGUUUUGUAUUGCAAUCAAUUUUAUUUCAUGCGUAUGCAGAUCUGUUUCGAUCGGCUGAAAUUUCUGUAUAUAUUCUUUAAUUUUAGGUGUUUUUUCACUCAAGAUUGUCUGAUUAAUGUUUCGUUAUCUCAUCGGUGAUCGACCAUGUAGCCUCCUCUUUUAAAUUCAUAUGUUUUCCCUUUGAUGAAGGUUUUUGCUUAAUUUGUGUUAAAGUUUACAAUUUUUUUGGAUAAGUCUGUUCAUCAUGAAUAGUUUCUCUUGAUCUGUAAGGAAAAGGACAGGCAUGUAUUUUAGUACAAUCAGGUAAAGAUGCAAAGUUAAAAAGGGCUUGGACGUUUAUUCUUUUAUUGAAGGCUGAUGCUCAACAAAGAUUGCAUUUUUCCAGUUGCGGAUUGCAAUUGGAGUUUACUUUGUUUGCGCCUCAAUUAAUUAAUGUGAAAUUGCUUAUUAAAAAGGUGGUCAUGCACACUGAGAAUCACGAGGCUUUAUGAAAGUAUGAGUAGUGAACUCAUAAGUAGUCACUUUUUCUGCUCCUGUUGUGGUUGUGCUCAGAGAUGAGUGGAGGAAUAUUGUUGCAGAAUAAUUGAGAGAUGGAGCACGAUGAGACAGGAUGCCAAUCCCAUCCAGAAGGCCCUAUUUUGUGUGUCAACAACUGUGGAUUCUUUGGAAGUGCAGCGAACAUGAACAUGUGCUCGAAGUGCUACAAGGACAUGAUGUUAAAAGAAGAGCAAGCAAAGCUUGCUGUCUCCUCAUUCGAGAAUCUUGUUAAUGGAUCGAGCAGCAGUGUGACAGCACCACCACCUGUUGCCAUUGGUUCUGUGGAUGUCAAGACUCUUUCAGCAGAAGUAAAUGUUGUGUCUUUGCCAUCAUCCCAAGCUUCAAGCUCCGGGGAUGCUGUGGAGCUUAUUAAACCCAAGAAGGGGCCCAACAGGUGCACCACUUGCAAUAAGCGGGUCGGGUUGACUGGAUUCAAAUGCCGGUGCGGUGACCUCUUCUGUGGCUCUCACCGCUACUCGGAUAAACAUGACUGCCCCUUCGACUACCACUCUGCUGCACAGGAAGCCAUAUCCAAGGCAAAUCCUGUUGUCAAGGCUGAAAAACUAGAUAAGAUAUAAUGCUGCUCUACUGCUCUGAAAUUCAGCUCUUCAUUUAUUAUACAGAAAAUGGGCAGUUUCAUAUGCUGGAAGCAAGGCAGUUUAAAAGUAAACACGCAAGGUUUGCACUAUUAUUCGUUAUCAAUGACAAGAAAUUGUUUGUUGGCUCGUCGUGUUUCAGAAAUUCACUUUGCUGGUUUGGGUGGGUAUGAUUGUGAUUAGGUUAUGUGUACUGGAUUACUGGUUAAUUUGUCAGGAUUAUAUCUCAUGUUGAUUCUCAGACUGAUUGGGUUUGUAAAUUAUGCAUCUUCAUAAGUGGAUGGGUUCCCUUUUCUCCAGUGCGUCUAAUAUAAUUUAAAAG